UGCGGGUGAGGCAGGAGGGACAAAUAUGGCAAGAGCCUGGGUCCAGCCCUGGGGCUGCGCCCUGCAGGCUGUGCAGGAAAACAGGGCCUCCCGGGAACUGAGACCCUUUUCCGGGAGGGAGCAGCCAGGCUGUGUGGAAGAGUCCUUUGAGAGCUGGCUGGAGCACGCCAAAGACAUGCUGCAGCUGUGGUACCACGAGUCGGAAAGGGACAGGAGGAGGUGGCUGCUGGAGAGCUUGGGCGGCCCGGCCCUGGAUGUCGUGAGCGGCCUCCUGGAGGAAGAUCCCAACUUGUCUGCGCGGGACUGCCUGGCGGCGCUGGGGCAGGUGUUUAGGGACCGGGACACUCGAAUGACUUCUCGGCUGAAGUUCCUGACCUGCACGCAGGGGCCCCAGGAGGGGCUGUUCGCCUUCGUGGUGCGUCUGGAAGGCCUGCUGCAGAGGGCGGUGGAGAAGGGGGCCGUCCACCAUGCCCUGGCCAACCGCUUUCGACUGCGGCAGGUGCUGUCUCGGGCCCGCCCCAGCGAGGCUCUCCAGGAUACCCUGAGGGGGAUGCAGCUGGAUAGGAGGCCGCCCGGCUUCCUGGGGCUGCUUCGGCUCAUCCGGGAGAUGGAAGUGUGGGCGGCCUCCCCAGCGAGGAGCCAGCAGGGUGCAGCCUGGCCAGAGGCCCCAGUGGAGAGUGAAGACCCAGCUGCCUCCCAGAUGGCCCCUGCCCGAGGAGAUGUCACCCAGGCCUCCCCAGCCCGUGGGGAUGCCAGCGAGGCUGGUCCCGGAACAGAAGAUGCUGCUCAGGCCGAUUCUGCCACCAAAGACGCCGCCAGGGGUGCCUCUGCCACUGAGGAAGAUGAAAAUGCCCCUGCAGGCCUUAAAGGCCUAGGGCUGACAGGCCACCCCGAGGCCCCUGGCCCCUCUCCAGCCUGGAUGGGCAGUGCAGCCAACAUGGCCCGAGGAGGUCCUGUCUGUGAGCCAGAGGGUCUUGUCCACGAGGGAGGCCAGGAGGCUGACGAGCCCUCCCGGGGGUUUAAGUCCAUCCUGGAGGAGUUGGAAAAUGAGAAGGGGUGGGGGGAGGUGGGGCAGCCCAAAUCCUCCCCUGGCAAAUACACUCUGAGGGCCCCCUUCUCCCCGGAGGCCCCCAGGACAUUCCUGAGAGAUGGUGGGAAGGAGGUGACAGGACACGGCAAACGCUCACCUCGUGACCACGAUGGUGACCGUGACUGUGGCAGGAAGAACUGGACCACUGACAGAGAGGGGCUGCCCUGCCUGAGGCUCCCCAGGGAGCUUUUGUCCUGUGACGAUCCUGUGAAAGCCAUAAUGCAGGGCCCUGCCCCAGCAAAUGGGCUUGAGAAGGGGCUUCCUGAAGCCAGUGGAUACUGCCAGAGUCCACCGUCCUGGCAAGAGGCGGACCUGGGGCCCUGGGGAAGGAGGGAGGUGGCCGCAGGGCCUGAAGCAGGAGCGGGGGAAGACAAGGCACCUUGCCAGGAACCCAAGGAGGAGAGGCCCGGGAUCUGUGGCCUGUCGUGGCUGUUUGCAGUUUCUCUCUGUGUUGUGGUUCCCUUCUCUUCAAUGGUUUCGAGGGCGCGCGAGGAUCACGAACGGGUUGGAGGUGCCGGCUGCCCUUUCCCUCCCUCAAGGUCUACAGCUGAGGCCAGAAGGCAGAAACCAAGAACAAGAGAUUGGUGGGAAUUGCUGUGGCUACAGAAUUGCAGAACCAGGCUUGUUAAUUCUGGGACCCGCGCUGCUUUCAUUACACUCUAUCGCUUCCAGUUUCUGACGUCUUCCUUCUGUCAACACUUAGCGAGCCUGCUGGCUGUGUUGCUCUGGCAGUGA
Cebus imitator (Panamanian white-faced capuchin) is the source of this 1825-nucleotide messenger RNA. RefSeq names its product paraneoplastic antigen Ma6F-like. The record is from RefSeq and is a predicted model, not a curated record. Lineage: Eukaryota; Metazoa; Chordata; Mammalia; Primates; Cebidae.